AUGCCUCGCGGAAACGACAACUUCACCAAGGUGUACUACAAGGGCAAGUUCGACGACUUUGUCAUCUUCGUCGACGACGUGCCUGCCGUCCACAGAUGGCGCAAGGAUCGCUCGGUGCCGCUUCAGCAGAUCUUGAACGGGUGGAAGAUCUUCGUCACGCAUCGCCACGGAGCCCAGGGCGUGCUAGACAACGCCAGCAAAGCCAUGCUGGACAACGAGUUCGGCACUCACCGGGAAGAAGACUGCAUUCAGCAGAUUCUCGAGAGGGGAGAAGUUCAGGAGACGACUAACUGGGAACGCCAGGCAGAUAAGAACCCCCUUAAUGGACCUGUUUCUUCCGGAAAGGGAUAA
Rasamsonia emersonii CBS 393.64 is the source of this 351-nucleotide messenger RNA. RefSeq names its product RNA binding protein. The coding region runs from base 1 to 351 and encodes 116 amino acids. Lineage: Eukaryota; Fungi; Ascomycota; Eurotiomycetes; Eurotiales; Trichocomaceae. The record is from RefSeq and is a predicted model, not a curated record. The transcript has 3 exons.